Eriocheir sinensis (Chinese mitten crab) is the source of this 5108-nucleotide messenger RNA. RefSeq lists its product as uncharacterized. The coding region runs from base 2189 to 4060 and encodes 623 amino acids. The record is from RefSeq and is a predicted model, not a curated record. Lineage: Eukaryota; Metazoa; Arthropoda; Malacostraca; Decapoda; Varunidae. Gene Ontology annotation, cellular component: nucleus. The transcript has 12 exons.
GGAGUAUGAACUGUAUUAAUGCAAAUCUUGACCAACUUAAAAUUAGGCUAGAUAACCACAGUUGCUUUCCUUGGUAUUUAGGUGUUUUGAGUUAGAGCCCCUGAAAAGUCACAUGGCUGCACUCCUGCCAAUGAUGGUUCUGCUAAUUUCUCAAGAAUAGCAGGAAAUGGUGAUCAGUGCCACCAAAGGAGGAAGUGACAUGCUCUUUCAUCCAUGCUUCGAUAAUGUCAUUAUAUCUAUACUCUGGUUAUACCAUUAUAUUUAGGAGACUUCAAUUUAGGGUAAAACACAUUAUUUCAGUAUUUAUUCAGAAACUGCUACAAAUGACAAGGAUACGUAAUAUAGGUGAUAUGAAUAUAUUAAAGCUAUUCUUUCAUUUACACUUUGGAUAUCUUUUUUUUUUUUUUUUUACCCUCUUUUCACACAAAAAAUUAACCUACUAUUACUCCUGAUACUAAAAGUGUCAACCAAAAUAGCAUAUCUUGUGUUAAAGGAAAUCACAGUAUGGGGUGUAUUCUGAGUUGCCACCCAGCAGGCGUCACCACCAACUAAGUCUUUGGGCCCAUGAAGCUUGAACAUUUUUUCAAUUCUCAUAAAUUACCUGUGUUUCUCUGAGACUUCUAACAAUUACACUCCAUUACAAUAAAAGACACUAUUGUUAAUAAAAAUGUAGUUGAUCAUUCUUGUUGCUUUGUUUAUUGGUAAACGAGAGAAAAUAACUAUUGGAAGUUUCUCAUUAAAAAUCUUUCUUGCAUGAAAGACCUGCAAAAUCAAGCAGAAUUGGACUUUAAAAAUCUAUUUAUGUUACAAUAUUUAUUGAGUAUCUACUUUGCGUGUAUCAGUCUCGCCUUCUAUGAAGUUUCUAAAGAAACAUUUUAGGGUGUCAAGUAACUCUACAGAAACCAUCAUAACACAGGAGAGCCUGGUGUUUGGGCAUCCGUGAGGUCACUAUCUUCCGCUUCCAGAAUGUUAUACUAAGCCCUCAACGGACUGCUGCUUGUUGUGUGGGGUAGACCAACCAGUAGCGUGGGCAGGUUAAAGGUGAUGACAUUUAAGCCCCGGAAUUGAGGGCGGAGUGUAACACUAUGGGAGCAGAAGCCAGUGCCAGCCACGGAGAUCAAACAAUGUAUUUUGUCAAGUUGCUUAACGCCCUAAUGUCUGUGAUAAAUUUCAUCGAAGGUGAGACUAAUACACAAAGCAGGUAUUCAGCAAAUAUUGUAAUAUAAAUAUAAUUUUUUAAGAUGUCCAGUUCUGCUUGAUUUUGCAGGGCUUUCAUGCAAGAAAGGUUUUUAAUGAGGAGAAGCUUCCCAUGGUCAUUUAUUUUCUCUUGUUUACCAAUAAAUAAGACAAAAAUGAUCAACUACAUUUUUAUUAACAAUAGUGUUUUUUCAUUGUAUUGGAGUGUAUUUAUUACAAGUCCAAGAGAAACACAUAAUUUACGAUAAUUGAAAACAAAAGUUCAAGCUUCAUGGGCCUAAAGACUUAGUCUGUGGUGACAACUGGUAAGGAUGAAUAUACCCCAUUGAGAGUUAAUAAUGAUCAAUAACUGGUUCAGUAUUUCAGAUGCUUCUGGAUGUCUACCACUGAUAGUUUGUUGAAAUAUAGAAUUACCACAGGCAUUUCCCCUUUCUCUCUUCAUUGUUUCUGGAGGUGCUAUCAGCCAAGGAGUGGAAUGUCUAAUUAACUCUCUUGUUGGUAUCUAUCAGUAAGGCAAACAACAUUGAAACAUGUCGACCAGAGCACAUGUGAUUACACUCGGAGAAAAUCUAUGACACCGUCAGUGGCAAGAGCCUAGUCAUGUGACUUGUUGGGGUUUCCCAUUGAUAAUAAUGUAAUUUUAAUAACUUCAUACGACUUUUGAAGAUUGAUAGUUUACUGUUACUGCCACUAGGGUGUGUUAAGUGGAGGAGCCUCACUUGAUCUCAAUACGUCCAGGAGAACAGUUGACUAAAAGUAUUUCAUGUCAAAAGAUACCUAACACACACACUCAAGCUCAGAAUGGAACCACUGCAGUCACUCAACAUUUGAUGCAGACCUAGCAACCCUCAAAAGAGCAUAACUAGAGAUCACAGCUCGAAUUGAUGGAAGGAGGAGAAAGUUUUUGUCGUGAGAUGAGCCUAAAAGUAUGGAGAGAGAGAGAGAGUGAGUGAGAGGAAUAACAAUAGUGCUUGCAAAAGAUUUGGAAGACAUGCCAGCCUCAGUAAAACAGAUGCAGGAGGAGAUGCGACAACGCAGGCCUUAUGGAGAGCCCCGCAGAUAUGAUAGCAGGUGGCACAACGAGGAGGGGCGCGGCCAUCACUUUGAGCGAGAGAAAGGUAACGCCGGCCCCCCUCGCCACCAGUAUGGCAACAGAUAUCCUGGCCCACCCAAGCGGAGGCUGUCACCCCAGAUUCACCAAGGCCCCACUUACAAACGUCAGAGAAUGGAGAAAUUAAAUGCAAACGAGGGAGAGCGGGAGUCCCACCGUGACCUUGACUUCCUGGAUGACGAGGGCAUCGAGGACGUGGAGCGCCCAAGGGAGAGGGAGCGUCGCACCUCGGUCCUGGAGGAGGAGCGGCCCCACAAGAACAUGGUCGAGGGAAUGGAUGGCAGAUCAGGGCCAAGUGGGGUGCAGGUGACUAUCAGAGCGGAUGGAGAGCGAGCAGUGAACAGUGACGGCCAUGUGAGGAGGGUGGCCGGCCGCCUCUUUGUGGAGCUGAGGUGCCCACACUGCCCCAACCAGAAGUCCAUCACAUUCAAGGAGUACAAGAUGCACCUGACCAGUGAGUACCACAGGUCUCGGCUACACAGACUUGCCAGGAAACACACGGUUGUCUUGCGCAAGAUCCGUGCCCAGCAGCGGCAGGAACAGAGGGACAAUGAAAACAAGUGGAAGGAAGAGAACCCAGAAGAAUUUAAAACUGCUGUGUCCAGGUUCUGUAAUGCCUGCAAGCUGGCAUUCAAGUGUUUGAGUAACAGUGCCAGUGAGGGCAUCAGUCAGCAUAACAGGAGCAAGUUGCACAGGAUGCAGCGCCACUACCUGCACCCUCGCUGUGGCCUGUGUCGCAUCACCUUCCCCACACGCAUGGAGUAUGAGCGCCAUGUGGCAUCCAUCAACCACCUCAGGUUCUUGUCCUCCCAGGUCCGCACAGCAAACAUUGACAACCAAGGGAACAAUAGGCGAACAGAUGACCAGGGCCAGGAGGAGGAAGGAGGUGACUUGGACUUUGCCAACUUCAUGACCCUUGACUCUGUUGGGGAAGAUGAUGAGGAGGGUGGAGGAUCAGAGCACGAGGAGAUCACAGGAGGCGUUGACGUAGCAGAAGCGCCAGACAAGGACGCAGCAAUUAUUAAUGAUGACGACCUUGACAGCAUUUCUGGUGCCAGCACUGCAGACAACUCCCUCCUCAACAUGAAGGACAAGGACAAGGACUCUGACACCCCCAAGAAAGGGAACAAGACAGGGCACUUAGAGGAGGAGGAGGAAGAGUUGGAAGAGGAUAUGCUGGAGACUGAGUGGGACAAAGAACAGCAUGAGGAUGAUGAGGAGGAAGGACAUAAGCCAUUAGGGACAGAGUAUGUGCGAAGGAUUGAAGCCUAUUACUGUAGCAUCUGUUACAAGAUCAUUCGGGCAGACUCCUCACUGGGGUCACGGGCAGUCCAGCGCCACUGUCGCUCCUUCAGUCACCUAUCACACUACAGGGACCGCCACCCUAGCCUGCCCCAGGAUGAAGAUGGCCAAAGUGGGGAAGAGGGGGAGGGGGAGGUUGACCUGGAAGAGGAACCAGACCAAGACAAGCUGUGGGAGGAAGUUGAUAAAGGCCUCACAGCUCUCCAAGGGGAGCUUAUGACUGAUAUUGAGAACGCAGAUGGCAAUGAAGAAAAGGAGGAAAUAACAGAGUCAAAGGAAGAGGGGAAGGAAGAUGAGGAAGAGGUGAAGGUGAACUCCAAAGAGAAUCAGAAGGAUGACACAAAGGCUGAGAAGGAGAAUCAUAAAGGAAAAAAAGAAAGGGGUUCCAAAAAUGAUGACUCCAAGAACACUGAGGAGUGGGAGGAAGUUGGGGAAGACUUUUCUGUUUAAUUAUCUUUUGUAUGGGACUUAACUUUUAUUUUGUCUGACCAAUUUCUGGUGCUGACUGGAAAGAGAAGCUGCUGUUCCACUUGUCUUUGUUACUUGUGGCACUGCAAAGGUUGAUAGCUGUAGUCACAUAAGGUUAGAGAUUAAACAUUAUUAUCAGCUGCCUUGAAUGGACACUUUCCCCAGCUGUAUCAUUACCACUCUGAUGCCACAAUAUUUAUUGUUUUUUUUGUGUGUUAUUGCUAUGUUAAUACAGUGUAUCUUGCAACCUUUAGCUGGUACAGUGAGAUUAUAUAGGCCUUCUUUGGGCCAAUAGUAGUCAUAAUGUUUAUGAAAAGCCUGAAGAAAUUGUGGAAAUGUCAGUUACAAUGGAAUGGCAGCUUAGGCCUCUCAGUGCAGAGCCUGCUGACUUGUGAAUCUUAUAAAGAGAGUUCAUAUUGCAUUUUACUCAUAACUGAAGACCUAGCCAAGCAAACAUGUCAAAAUGUUGUAUGUAUGGGAGGGAGGGGUCUUAAAGUGUCCAUUUACAUAAUGUAAAUAUUCUACCACAAUUUCAGUGAGCACUUAUAUAAUGAAUGUUUUUUUUUUUCCCCUGUUGAGCUAGAUAUUUUCUACCCUACUCCUACCAUCACUUUAUAGUGCACAAUUGUGACACUGUUUGCAUGUGAAAACUUCACAUGUCGGUCAGCUCCAAGGUUUGUAUAGGCUUUACAACUCCGCAAGCUGGAGUGUAUCUUUUUUUUUUUUUUUUUUUUUUCUCAUAUAUUGUCAGUGAAUGUCAAUUAAUGAAUAUUUAUUUUAGAACUUGAAGAUUACUGAUUUUUCAUGUGUUGUGGCUGUAUUAUUUAGUGAAGUCAAAAGACAACUUUUUACAUGACAAAUUUUUAUAUACCAAUUCUGAUUCCUGUUACCUGAAGUGUGUGUUAUGUGGUUACUUCAUAUGGUAUGUGUGUACCAUAUACUUCUGUCACACCAUGAUGGAUAUCCCAUGGAUGAGGAAACAACUGUGAAGUGUAUCCUUAGUUGCAAAAAAUAAAAUGUUAAGAUUGUU